UAGCCAAAGUUGAAUUUUCUAUAGCAUAAUAGUCUAUGAUCUUGUAAAAGUCGCACACAGUCUAUAAAAUACACAAGUUUGCUACCAGCCUUGAUCGAAAGGUGUUGCUGAAAAAUGGGAGGGGUGAAGCUGGUUGCUACAACUCAAAGCUUUUUCUGCACUAGGGUUCAGUGGGCUCUGAAGCUCAAAGGCGUGGAGUAUGAGAUAAUAGAAGAAGAUUUAAGAAACAAGAGCCCCAUCCUGCUCAAGUAUAACCCAGUCUACAAGAAGGUCCCGGUGCUUGUGCACGAUGACACACCCAUUGCUGAGUCACUUGUGAUCCUUGAGUACAUCGAUGAGACAUGGAAGGAGAACCCCUUACUUCCUCAGGACCCUUGUGACAGAGCCGCAGCUCGCUUUUGGGCUAAGUUUGCUGAUGAGAAGGUUGUGUUUGGAGUAUGGACAGCUUGCACGACGGAAGGAGAAGGGAAGGAGAAGGCAAUAGAGGCUGCUCUAGAAUCACUAGCUCAUCUUGAGAAGCAGAUUGAAGGGAAGAAGUUUUUUGGUGGAGAACAAAUAGGGUAUCUGGAUUUAGUACUGGGUUGGAUACCUCAUUGGCUCAAUACUAUGGAAGAAGUUGGAGGCAUGAAGCUACUUGAAGCCGAGAAGUUCCCAUGUCUCCUUGAAUGGGGUCAAAACUCAAAACUUCAUCCAUACUCCACUAAUCAAAGAAUGCAUUCCACCCAGAGAGAAGCUUAUCGAAUACUUGACCGCUAGCCUCAGCUACUUGCGUUCCUUAGCGGCCAAAAAACCAUGAUCUCAUGCUCGUCAGUUUGGUUUUCUAAAUGAUUUAGAUUCAUAUAAACUAUUUUUGGUUUCAGGCUUUCAGGGUUCUUGUCCUAGUUGUAGAGUGUGUCCUGUGUCACACUACACUCUAGCGAUCUGAUCAGUUCUUUGUUUUUUGGGUCUCCCUCUUGCUUAUGUUUUUCUCCAGAAAUAAAAUGAUGCAUUGUUUUGA
This is a messenger RNA of Rosa chinensis, 997 nucleotides long. Its product is annotated as probable glutathione S-transferase. The record is from RefSeq and is a predicted model, not a curated record. The transcript has 2 exons. Gene Ontology annotation, cellular component: cytoplasm. Gene Ontology annotation, molecular function: glutathione transferase activity. Gene Ontology annotation, biological process: glutathione metabolic process. Bases 115 to 756 code for a protein of 213 amino acids. Lineage: Eukaryota; Viridiplantae; Streptophyta; Magnoliopsida; Rosales; Rosaceae.